Lemur catta (Ring-tailed lemur) is the source of this 1619-nucleotide messenger RNA. It is a transcript of the gene C15H17orf75, whose product is annotated as chromosome 15 C17orf75 homolog. The coding region runs from base 48 to 1241 and encodes 397 amino acids. The record is from RefSeq and is a predicted model, not a curated record. The transcript has 10 exons. Gene Ontology annotation, cellular component: trans-Golgi network. Lineage: Eukaryota; Metazoa; Chordata; Mammalia; Primates; Lemuridae.
GGGGGAGCGCUUUGGCGGGAACACAGGGCCGCUCAGAGGCUACCGCGAUGCUCCCGUCCUUGCAGGAAUCGCUGGAUGGGGAUGAAAAGGAACUAGAAAGCAGCGAGGAGGGUGGCACCGCCGAGGAGCGGAGACUCGAGCCGCCACCCAGCAGCCACUACUGUCUCUACAGCUACUGCGGAAGCAGAUUGGCACAACAACGAGGAGGGGACAGUGAUGAUGGAAGCCCAAGUGGCACAAAUGCAGAAACUCCCUCUGGUGAUGAUUUCAGCCUCUCCUUGGCUGAUACUAAUCUACCGUCUGAACUGGAGCCAGAGCUGCGCAGUUUCAUUGCUAAGCGUCUUUCAAAGGGAGCGGUCUUUGAAGGGCUGGGUAAUGUUGCAUCUGUGGAGCUAAGAAUUCCAGGUUACCGAGUUGGUUGUUAUUACUGCCUUUUCCAACAAGAAAAAUUGCUUCCUGAAACGGCAACAGUGGACUCAGAACAUAACCCAUCAGAGUAUGUGGUCUGUUUUUUAGGAGGGUCUGAAAAAGGACUUGAACUUUUCAGGCUUGAAUUGGACAAGUAUAUUCAAGGGCUGAAAAAUAACAUGAACUGUGAGGAAAGGGGCCUGGAGAACCACAUAAAGUCCUAUCUGAGCAGCUGGUUUGAGGAUGUUGUAUGCCCAAUCCAAAGGGUUGUUCUUCUCUUUCAAGAGAAGCUUACCUUUCUGCUACAUGCCGCCUUGAGUUAUACUCCUGUUGAGGUUAAAGAAUCAGAUGAAAAAACAAAGAGAGACAUUAACAGGUUUCUGAGUGUGGCCAGUCUUCAAGGACUUAUUCACGAAGGCACCAUGACAUCUUUGUGCAUGGCCAUGACGGAAGAGCAGCAUAAAUCUGUGGUCAUUGAUUGCAGUAGCUCCCAGCCUCAGUUCUACAAUGCAGGAAGCAAUCGGUUUUGUGAGGAUUGGAUGCAGGCUUUUUUGAACGGUGCUGAAGGGGGUAACCCUUUUCUUUUCCGACAAGUACUAGAGAACUUUAAACUAAAGGCCAUACAAGACACAAACAAUUUGAAGAGAUUUAUCCGGCAGGCAGAAAUGAACCAUUAUGCUUUGUUUAAAUGUUACAUGUUCCUUAAGAACUGUGGUAGUGGAGAUAUACUUUUGAAGAUUGUUAAAGUGGAACAUGAAGAAAUGCCCGAAGCCAAAAAUGUGGUAGCUGUCCUUGAAGAAUUCAUGAAAGAAGCUCUUACCCAAAGUUUUUGAACAUAUGUUUUGAGAUAAGUGUAUCAUGAGGUUGUAUAGUCAAGCCUUAGUGUUUGAAAUUGCAGUCGUUAUAAUUGUUCAUAGGAUUGCUAUUUGAGAUUAUUUGAAACUCAUUCCAGAUUCUUUUCUUCCUUUUGGUACUUUUAAAAUUUAAAAGUCUGAGGAAUGUCUUCACUGAGUCCUAGAUUAUGUAUGUGUUAGAGGUGUGGAAGUUUAGUAUAUCACUGGUCGUAUAAAUUCUAGAGUUCAGGAAGUUGUUACUUAAAACACUUCAGAGGUAAUUUUGUUUAUGGCUUCUCUCAGGAGUUUUCUGCAGUAUUUAGCAACUUUUACUCUCAGCAAACUCAUAAUACUUCUUUCUCAAUAGAUUGUAGCUUC